AUGGCUAGUGCAGACGUAGUUGGGUCGGAUUUAGAGUCCGAGGAUGAAGAAGAUAAGUUUGAAAUUCACAAAGAGAUCCCAAUUGCAGCACCAAAUGAAGCUGAUAGCUCUUCAGAUGCAGAAGAUGAUUUAACCCUCAUACAUUUCCAGACUCUCCAGUGGAAGCAUGGAAACUUUAGAAGCAAGGAUUUUCCUGUAAAAGGGGACUAUACUCCAUCCAUCGUAAAAACUCCAAACGAAUAUUUUGCUAAAUAUUUGGAUGACGAUUUUUUUGAGGCAGCCGCAAAUUGCAUUUCCCACGUAUCAGAAGAGGAACAAAAAAAGAAUAGAUUCUGGAGAAUACAGCCGGUAAUUGAUUUGGUUCGCAAUAGAUGUAAAGCCAUUGAAAGAAAAGAAAAGACAGCUUUUUCUAUUGACGAACAAAUGAUUCCUUUUUUGGGAAGAUGUCCAGUUCGACAGUUUGUUAAAAAUAAACCAAGACCAGUGGGACUGAAGAAUUUCGUUCUUACGACAUCCGACGGACUGGUAUUGGCUUUUAAAAUCUACCAGGGCAAUACUACCCCACUAAAAGAUAGGUAUUUAGGCUUGGUACCCUCAAUAAUAUUGCGUCUAGCAGAAACAUUACCUCAAAAUAGUUACCUGUAUUUUGACAAAUACUUUUCAACUAUUGCUUUGAUGAACAAAUUGACGAGUUUGAAUAUAGAUGCAACUGCUACAAUUAUGUCCAACAGAGUGAAAGGGUUUGAUUUUAAAAAAGACAGUUUAAUGAAUAGGGGAGAGUCAGAAGAAGUUGUUAGAACAGAUAGUAAACUUUGCAUUACAAAGUGGAAAGAUAAUAAAUCUGGUUUAAUGAUAUCCACAGCUUUUGGAAGACAGCCGGAAACUGAGGUGGAAAGAUGGAAUAACACAGAAAAAAAACGUUCAGGCAUAGCAUGCCCAGCUGUUGGUAAAUCAUACAACGAAAACAUAAUUGGUGUAGAUGUUUGCGACCAAAUAAUGGAAUACUAUCGAUUUUUCGUUCGAACCUGGAAAUGGACUCUUAAAGCCAUCCUACAUUUGUUCGACUUAGCAAUAGUAAACAGCUGGAUGGAGUAUCGAAGGGAUUAUUAUAGUCAAAACCUUCGAGGCAAAGAUUUUAUAGAUCUUUUGGAAUUUAGACUUAAUCUUGGGGAAUAUCUGAUUACCGGUACUAAGAAGCGUGUAUUGGAGGAAACAGAAUGCCAAGAAAAAUAUAGAGGAAGAGACUAG
This is a messenger RNA of Anthonomus grandis grandis, 1248 nucleotides long. RefSeq names its product piggyBac transposable element-derived protein 3-like. The transcript is spliced from 3 exons. The record is from RefSeq and is a predicted model, not a curated record. Bases 1 to 1248 code for a protein of 415 amino acids. NCBI's taxonomy places the organism in Eukaryota, Metazoa, Arthropoda, Insecta, Coleoptera, Curculionidae.